UCUUCCUCCUCCGCGCGUGCACUCUUCCUCCUCCGCGCAUGCAACUUCUCCCCCUGGGGCGUGCACACGUCUCCCUCGCGUGCACACUUCCCCCUCGCGUGCACACUUCCUCCUCCUCGCGUGCACACUUCCCUGUGCUUGCACCCUUCCCCCGCGCGUCCGUCCUCCCCGCUGUCCAUCUCCCCACGCUUGCACGCUCUCCGCCCUCCCUCCAGCCCUUCUCCCAGCGCGCGCCUCCCCACUCCUCCCUUCAGCGCGCACCGCGGUCGGCCGUCAGAAAGGCGCGCGCCCUUGCCUUUAACGCGGGCCCGGGGCGAGCUGCCCGCAUGGCGAGCGAGCUGGGGCCUCUGCGGGCCGGGCCGGGCGGGGGCUGAGGCCGAGCCAGCCGCGGGUCCCGCAGCCCCGGCCGGCGCCCAUCAUGCGGCGGCUGAGGCGCCUGGCGCACCUGGUGCUCCUGUGCCCCUUUUCCAAGGGCCUGCAGGGCCGGCUCCCAGGCCUCAGGGUCAAGUAUGUCUUGCUGGUCUGGCUGGGCAUCUUCGCCGGCAGCUGGAUGGUGUAUGUGCACUAUUCGUCCUACUCGGAGCUCUGUCGAGGCCACGUCUGCCAGGUGGUGAUCUGUGACCAGUACCGCAAGGGCAUCAUCUCCGGUUCUGUCUGCCAGGAUCUGUGUGAGCGCCACAAGGUGGAGUGGAGGACCUGUCUGUCCUCGGCCCCAGGCCAGCAGGUGUACAGUGGGCUCUGGCAGGACAAAGAAGUGACCAUCAAGUGUGGUAUUGAGGAGGUCCUGAAUUCCAAGGCUUGGCCGGACGCGGUCCCCAGGCGGGAGCUGGUACUUUUCGACAAGCCCACCCGAGGCACCUCCAUCAAGGAGUUCCGGGAGAUGACCCUCAGCUUUCUCAAGGCGAACCUGGGAGACCUGCCCUCCCUGCCGGCACUGGUCGGCCAGAUCCUUCUCAUGGCGGACUUCAACAAGGAUAGCAGGGUGUCCCUGGCGGAGGCCAAGUCGGUAACUGAACCAGUGGAAAGUGGAAUCUCUGCUGAAUGGUGA
Molecule: messenger RNA, 1048 nt
Organism: Nannospalax galili (Upper Galilee mountains blind mole rat)
Lineage: Eukaryota; Metazoa; Chordata; Mammalia; Rodentia; Spalacidae
Gene: Dipk1b
Product: divergent protein kinase domain 1B
Exons: 6
Coding region: 419-1048 (209 amino acids)
Source: RefSeq, a predicted model, not a curated record